AUGACCGUAACCGAAGUUGGCUGCAUGGUCGUCAAGCCCGGUAUGAACAUCAUGGACCAUACCACCCCAGAGGGCAAGAUUCUGACUGACGCUUGGAAAACCGUCAUCAGCAAGCCGGGUGGGCCUCAGCGAGUCUACUGGGGCUUGGAAUCAGUUGACCCAUCGAAGAUCUGGGGCUUUUUCGACUUUGAUUCAGUCGAGCAACAUCGACGCUUCGCGGAGGAAUAUGGCGCAAAUGCAGUCAAGGAGAUUCCCAAAAUCUGCACUCAUGGAGAGUUCUCAAAGCAUAUCAAGAUGAUCCCAUCCUCAGACGUUCUUGAGUCACCUCUGACAGAGAUUGUACUAGCAUACUUCCCCCAAGACAUCUCAGAGGAAAAGAAAGGAACUCUCUCAUCCAAGAUUCAGGAAAUUCUCAGACAAGUUUUUCCUGGCGAGGCUAGAGUAGCUCAUGCCUGGGGCGUGGAGAACGACUUUCCAGCAAGAAGCGAAGAUGGAGUACCGAGAUCAGUUCUCAUGGGUUUUGUUGGACUUCCUCAUUCUGAAGCUUGGGGAAAUCAUCAGAAGACGGAUAGCUGGAAAGAGGCACUCUCAGACCAGCCUAAUCCUCGUCUUUACCACGGUAUGAUGGAGAAACUCACCACUCCAAGCGGUGUCCUCGACCAAAAACACAAGACUCCCCACGAAACUUCGUCAUUCAAUCACGAAGAACUCAACCGAGACCGCCCGACAUGUUUUCCAAAUCUCUCAUCAGAGCUAGGCUUUAUCUUUGUGGUCGUGGGAUCGAUAGCUAUCAGCGAGUAUUUUGUUUCUGGCUUUCCCAUCGUUUUGUCUUCGUUGGCGGAUACUUCGCAUGAGGUUAGGACGUGGUCUGCUGCUGUUAUCAAUCUUACUGCGGCUGUUUUGACACUUCCUUUCGCUAGACUCUCCGAGAUUCACGGGGGAAGGUUUAUCUUUCUAGGUGGUCAUGCUUGGUCAAUUGUUUGGUCCAUCAUUGCUGGCUUCAGUCAGAAUCCUUCUAUGCUUGUCGCUUGUCGAGCAAUGCAGUGUUUAGGACCUUCAGCUUUCUUACCGUCUAGUGUCCUUAUCAUAUCGCGCAUUUAUCGUCCUGGUCCGCACAACACUCUUGUUUUCAGCAUAUUUGGAGCCUUUUCCUGCAUCGGUUUCUACUCUGGAAUCUUCUUUGGCGCAUUGUCCGCUCAUGCCCUGGGCUGGAAAUGGUAUUUCUUCAUUGGUGCAUUCUUUUGUACCAGUAUCUUCAUCACUGGUCUUUUGACUAUUCCAAGGAGCUAUGAGUGUCCACGGCUUGACCUCGAGAUGGAUUGGUUAGGUACGGCUACUGUUGUACCGGGCCUUGCGUUGGUGGUGUAUGCAUUGACUGGUGGAGGAAACGCCCCUUACGACUCUGUUGCCUUGAUCUUGGGUAUCACGUGUCUUGCGCUGUUUGUUUACGUUGAGAGAUGGAGGGCAAGUAAGCCUCUUAUUCCAGCAGUGGUUUUUAACACGAAGUACAUGAGUCGAUUGACCGUUGCACUAUUCGUCUCCUAUGGAUCUCUCAGCCUGGUACUUUUCUACGCCAGCUCCUACAUCGAAUCAGUCCUAUAUACUGGACCUUUGUUGACCACCGCUUGGUUAAUUCCUCUAGCAGCUGGAGGUUUCAUCCUUGCUGUCACCGGCGGCUUUGCUCUUCAUAUCCUCAACGGACGACGAUUCCUCAUCAUCUUCUGUCUUGGUUUCCUCGGCUCGUCGAUUCUAUUUUCAAUCAUACCUGACAGCAGAAUAUCAAACUCAUUCCUCGGCUGGACAUUCAUCUUCCCAGCCAUGAUUCUCGCAACAGUCGGGGUAGACAUUACCUUUAACAUACACAGCUUCAUUAUCACAACAUCCCUACCUAAUCAUCUACAGACAUUGGGAGGUGCAUUGGUCACCAGCCUACUCUACCUCGGCAUGGCAUUUUGGCUGGGUGUUAUUGAGAUAGCAACAUCGGCACAAAAAGAGGUCAAGGUUGCCAAAAAUCUUGAUGCACCAAGUCAAUGUCAGAUUGGGUUCUGGACUGGUACUGGACUGGCUUUGAUUUUCAUCACGGUGCAAAUACAGUCGGGCGAGGCUGAUUUGGCCGCUGAUGAGAAAGCACAGAGAGAAUGGCAGAUGGAUGUUAGGCAGAACAUGGAGUGA
Messenger RNA from Fusarium subglutinans, 2172 nucleotides. RefSeq names its product multidrug resistance. The record is from RefSeq and is a predicted model, not a curated record. Gene Ontology annotation, cellular component: membrane. Bases 1 to 2172 code for a protein of 723 amino acids. Gene Ontology annotation, biological process: transmembrane transport. Gene Ontology annotation, molecular function: transmembrane transporter activity. Lineage: Eukaryota; Fungi; Ascomycota; Sordariomycetes; Hypocreales; Nectriaceae. The transcript has 4 exons.